GGGCAGACAAGCUGUUGUUUUAACAGAAACGCACAACCAUGCACGGUGGAGGAGUGGACACCGACAAGCACAACGGAGCUGAUUCGGCCUCGUUGCGUGAGAAGGUUAAGUUGCGAAGGGGAGAAAAAUGGCGUAUCCUGAAAAACAUCAUAAUGGUGUCUGUAGCGUUUAUGGUGCAGUUUACUGCAUUCCAGGGCACGGCAAACCUGCAAUCCUCGAUCAAUGCAAAAGAAGGCUUAGGUACGGUGUCACUUAGUGCCAUUUAUGCGGCACUUGUUGUGUCCUGCAUAUUUCUGCCGACACUCGUGAUUCGCAAGCUCACGGUGAAAUGGACACUGUGCGUCAGCAUGCUCUGCUACGCACCGUACAUUGCUUCCCAGUUCUAUCCCAAGUUCUACACGCUUAUACCGGCCGGCAUACUGCUUGGUUUGGGUGCCGCACCCAUGUGGGCUAGUAAGGCAACAUACCUGACGCAACUUGGGCAGGUGUACGCCAAGCUGACAGACCAGCCGGUUGAAGCGAUUAUUGUGCGGUUCUUUGGAUUCUUCUUUCUCGCCUGGCAAACGGCUGAGCUGUGGGGCAAUCUGAUUUCCAGCCUGGUACUGUCCAGUGGUGCGCAUGGUGCUGCAGCGACUGUCGAUGGAAGCGAUAAUGGUACCAGCGCCCACAAUGGUCCCAAUCUUGAUAGCUGCGGUGCCAAUUUCUGUGUCGUCGAAACGUCCGACAACGCUAACCUUCAGCGGCCGCCAGAUUCGGAAAUUUUUGAAAUUUCCGCCAUUUACUUGUCCUGUAUUAUUGCUGCAGUAAUUAUCGUCGCUGUGUUCUUAGACCCGCUGUCCAGGUACGGUGAGCGAAGGCGUGGCUCUAUCUCGGCAACGGAAAUAUCUGGUAUGCAACUGCUGUCGGCCACGUUCAAGCAGUUGAAAAAGGCCAACCAGCAGCUGCUCAUUCUUAUUACCGUUUUCAUCGGUAUGGAGCAGGCGUUUAUUGGGGCAGACUUCACGCAGGCCUACGUAUCAUGCGCGCUCGGCAUCCAUCAGAUCGGAUAUGUGAUGAUCUGUUUCGGUGUGGUAAAUGCAAUAUGCUCCAUCAUCUUUGGCUCUGCUAUGAAGUACAUUGGCCGUGUUGUUAUCAUCAUCUUAGGAGCGAUUGUUCACGGAGGAUGUAUUAUCUAUCUGUUGUACUGGCGACCACACCCGGAUCAUCAGAUAGUAUUCUUCAUACUUUCCGGCUUAUGGGGAAUCGGCGAUGCAGUAUGGCAGACACAGAUUAAUGGUCUUUACGGUGCCUUGUUCCGUCGCAAUAAGGAGGCUGCAUUCUCAAACUAUCGUCUAUGGGAGUCGGUCGGAUUCGUCAUCGCUUACGCAUAUUCUACGAAUCUCUGCGCACGCAUGAAGCUGUAUCUGUUGUUCGGUGUUUUGGUGUGUGGUAUGGUAGGCUACACGAUUGUCGAGAUACGUCAGCUGAAGAAGGAGAAACGAUUGAAGGAGCUCGAAGAAAUUCCCAAACAACAGCAAACGGACGCCGACCGGAAAGCCAUCGAGGAUGACGACGAAAAGGAUGAGCUGGAAGAGGAUAUCGUUGUAACACAUCUCUGAUGCUGCUACGACCUGUAUUUUUCCAGCAUUUGUU
Molecule: messenger RNA, 1632 nt
Organism: Anopheles maculipalpis
Lineage: Eukaryota; Metazoa; Arthropoda; Insecta; Diptera; Culicidae
Product: UNC93-like protein
Exons: 8
Coding region: 39-1598 (519 amino acids)
Biological process (GO): regulation of potassium ion transport; regulation of muscle contraction
Cellular component (GO): plasma membrane; striated muscle dense body
Molecular function (GO): potassium channel regulator activity
Source: RefSeq, a predicted model, not a curated record